Molecule: messenger RNA, 414 nt
Organism: Paramecium tetraurelia
Lineage: Eukaryota; Ciliophora; Oligohymenophorea; Peniculida; Parameciidae
Exons: 2
Biological process (GO): DNA-templated transcription
Cellular component (GO): RNA polymerase I complex; RNA polymerase III complex
Molecular function (GO): DNA binding; DNA-directed RNA polymerase activity; protein dimerization activity
Source: RefSeq, a predicted model, not a curated record
AUGAAUUCUAGUGAAUCAGAAGACCAAGAAAUUAAUAUUGAAGAAGAAGAAUUGAGCAAGCCUAUCAUACUUGCAUAAGCCAACAAAGGAAUGGAAAUUCAAGAAAACUCAGAUCCAUUUAAUGGAACCUUUGUGUUUUUUGAUGAAGAUCAUACACUAGGAAAUUCCUUACGUUACAUUUUAGCAAAUUAACCAAACGUUGAAUUUUGUGGAUACAGUUUACCUCAUCCUAGUGAAAAUAAGAUGAAUAUGAGAUUGUAGACAGUGAAUGAGACAAAAGAGAAAGUCAUGAAUGAUGGAUUAAAAUGCUUAUCACAAAUUUGCGACAUAAUUGAAGAUAAAUUCAAACAAGCUUUGGAAAAGAAAUGAUUUUCUUAUCUUAGUGUUUUUGCUAUCUAUGUAAUAAGAAUUGAA